CCGUGAAAUUGGGCCCCGUUGAAGUCGAGAAAAAUAUUUUCGCGUUCUACGGUUGAAACCGUGUUUGUGGCCAACUUCUGUUCCGGGUAACAGAGCCAGCACAAUGUCUGCGAAAAGCAAGAAAGGAACUGAUAACGCACCAGGCAAGGAGGAAGAGGUGGUCAAGAUCAACAAAUGGGACGGUACCGCCGUGAAGCACGCGCUGGAUGACUCGGUAAAAAAUGCGCUAAUGAACCACAGCGACAUGAAGGAACACUUUGCCAUCAUCGACGGCCGGUUGAUUAUCUGCACGCUGGCGGUCCUGAUCGCGCUGGUCGCCCUCGGCUACGACUAUCAGUAUUCAUUCCCAGCCUCGAAGCCCGUUCUGAUCAUUUGCGUGUGCUGUUACUUCUUCCUGAUGGGCGUGCUGACCGUCUACACGACCUACGUCGAGAAGGGCAUCUUCGUGGUGGCCAACCAGAAGAACGGGACCGGGAGCGCGAAACGAUGGCAAGCCAGUUCCGAUAUGAAGAAGUACGACGACAAGUACGAGCUGACCGUGCAGCUGAAGGACAGCCGCGGCAUACGGGAGGCGACGGUCACGAAGUCGGUGGCAAACUUUAUCGACGCCAAUGGUGUCGUGUUGGACGAUCUGGUGGCCAGCGAAGUGAACCGAAUUGUGAACUCGUUGAACGCGGAUCGUAAAGACAAGUAGGCAAGGAAGGUGCGCACUUGCGGGGGGAAAGAUGUCUCAUCGUUUCUCGGAUGGUCGGAAUAAAUGUAA
Messenger RNA from Anopheles bellator, 763 nucleotides. RefSeq names its product signal peptidase complex subunit 2 (gene Spase25). Lineage: Eukaryota; Metazoa; Arthropoda; Insecta; Diptera; Culicidae. Gene Ontology annotation, cellular component: membrane; signal peptidase complex. The transcript has 2 exons. The coding region runs from base 104 to 694 and encodes 196 amino acids. Gene Ontology annotation, biological process: protein targeting to ER. The record is from RefSeq and is a predicted model, not a curated record.